AUGAAGCGGCAGAUCGAGGAUCUGCGGAGAGAGUUGGCGGAGAGGACAGCUCCGGUGGCUGUAUGCCCCCCCUCGCCGCCACACCCUAUGGUGCAGGAGCCAACGCCCCCACGCAAAAGGAGGGCAAGUCAACGCUCGUCCCCCUCGUCUCCCAUCGAGGAGGAAGGGCUGAAGAGGAGAGCUAUGGAGGCGGAGGCGGUGACUCUACCGGCAUCACCGGAGCCCUGCCCAGAGACGGAGUUGGUGACCCCACACGUGGAGGAGCGCCGUGAAGAGGAGCCGCCCAGGAGCAAGGAGGUGCAACAGCUCACCAGCCUUGUCACCAGCCUGGCUGCUAUGGUGAAGGACCUCACAGAAGAGGUGCGCGGCGGCGGGAAAGGCCAGGGUGCCACCCGGCCGCCAGAGGUCCCUAACCAGGGAAGAAGUGGACAGGGGAGUGCUGGUGCACCCAACCCUCCCCGGCCCCAGCAAGAGAGGUCGAAGGCGCCUGCUGCCCCAGCCCCGGAGACAUGGGCAACGGUAGUUGGCCGUAGGGCCAAGAGGGCGCAGAAAAAGCAGGCAGCAGCAGCCGCGGAGACUGCGCCACCUGCAGCGGCAACUGCGAGGGCCAACCCAAAGCCGAAGCCGCAGAAGAGGAAGCCCGCGCCGAAGAAAGCGCAAGUGCCGAAGGCCCACGAGAUGGCGGCUCUCACCCUGACCAUUCCUAGGGGUGGGAAGACGUCAUACUCGGAAGCCAUGCGGAAGGCGGUGGAGACCGUGCCCGCCGCCCAACUGCAGGAGAUAGGCAUCGUCGAGUUUAAGACGAAGAA
Megachile rotundata (alfalfa leafcutting bee) is the source of this 809-nucleotide messenger RNA. RefSeq names its product predicted GPI-anchored protein 58. The record is from RefSeq and is a predicted model, not a curated record. Lineage: Eukaryota; Metazoa; Arthropoda; Insecta; Hymenoptera; Megachilidae.